CCACACCUGAAGCUGGUCACGAACCAGGGCAGGGGUUUUCACGUGAGAUGCAGAUACCAGACGCGCGACAAAGUCGUAACGAACGAUCAGACCCACGUGUCCAUGAUGCAGUCUCUGCCGUUGCAGGCGACCGCGCCAAUGCCGGGAUGCACGAUGAAGAUCUUCAGUGGCGAUCCAACGCAGCAUCACGUGGCGGAGAAUGUGAAGAUCGGCGAUCCCUUGACCCUGGUCAUUAGCAUCGACAAACAAGAGAUGUUCGGCUUGAAGAUCUCCGACUGCCUGGUACGCGACGGCCUCGGGUGGGGCGAGCAACGGCUCAUAAACGACGAGGGUUGUCCGGUCGACGGCGAGAUAAUGGGACAGUUCACCUACAACGAGGACAAAACGGAGGCCAGGGUGAACUUCCAGGCGCACAAGUUCCCGUACACGGCGAGCGUGUAUUAUCAGUGCAACGUUAGGCUGUGCGUCAAGCAUGGCGGAGGAUGCAGUAAUACGCCGCCGUUGUGCAAUUCGAUAGCCAGACGACGUAGGGAUACCGCAAAUGAGGACGAGGUGAAGGGUGUCGAAGGCCUAGACGGCACCCCGGCAACGAUCGAGGUUUAUAGUGGUCUUUACGUCAACGAGGCCUCAGACGUUGGCUCCAAGUCGGACUUCUCCGACGACGUCUUCCGAGAAAGGGCACUUGACGACCCAAACACUAUUUGCAUAUCGCAGAGGAGCUUCGCUAUCGGGAUUGCCGUCGCCGGUCUCAUCCUCAUGCUGGCGGUGGUAGCUGCCAUCCUGGUACUGCUCGCCAAGAGACGGCACAAGAGCGUAUCCACGACGGGAUCGUCCAUCUACAGUGGACCGUACACGAAUACCGCUUACAGCCACAGUAGCUAAGCCCGCCUCGUUCGGCGCGAGAUUGAGAUACCCGAGACACCCCGACCUGGAAGAUACCCGCGUUCCGCCGGCUUCUUUCCCUCCGUAGCGACGCGGGAUCUCGGGCGGGCCAAUCAGGCGGGUCUUCUCGGGCAGGCUCGAUCGAACGAAGAUUAAUUUAGAUUUUAAUUGCUUUCGACGCGAGGUCGAUUCUGAGGCGACGAUCGAAGCCACCGCGCGCCCGAGGUUCGACAGAGCGAAACGAACGAAACGCGGAUCUCUUGCUCAACUAUUGACGUACUGUUGUACCCCUUUCGACGCUUCGCACGACGGCCUCGGCGAUGUUUCAAGGUAUUUAGGGAACUGACGAUAUAGUUCGAUCCUGGAUAUCAAUCUCCUAUCUCUUCCUCCCUCUCCUUUCGAACGGAAAAGUUUUACAGCGGUUUUUAUAAUUCAUAAAGUUGAAUUUAUAACGAAGAAUUCACGUCCAGUUUCAGUGGUGCAAUAUUUGAAUUAGAUAAAAAUAAAAAGAACAAAUCGAAAGGUAUAAAAUUUCUCGUGUAAUAAAAAUUAUAGCACGUUGCAAGCAAUAUCGUAGAAUAAAUUACAUAAUUAGAUUCUUAUAAAAAAAGAAAGAUGCACUUUAUAUACAUCGGUGCUUUCUGUGCGCAUUAUUAAGACCUAUCUCGAACAAGAUAACUUCGAGAACAAUCCGUCCAAUUUGCUACUUCAGUCGUGAUUGAAGUAAUAACUAUUCCGUCCAAGCUAUAUAUAUAUUAGCGAAACCCUUACUAUUUGCUCCGAUCGCGAACGUCUAACGAAUCGACAUGGCUCAUUCCGUCGAGAGUUGCAUCAUUCUAAUAUAUAUUAUAUAUCUAAUAUACUAUGCUGUACACUAGUCCGGUAUACACUGUCCUACCUAACACAUAUCUAUCGCACUAAACACACAGUCGCGCGUACGCGAAAACAUCAAGUCGCGGUUGUCUCUCGACGAUUUAACACGAUUGUCGCGCGCAAACUCACUCUUAACUAGAUUUAAGUCUAAGUCAACGCUACGCGUGAACUUCUCAAAUAACUCAAUCAAAUACUCCGGUGAUCCCCGCGUGCGAUCGUUGAUGUUUCCGACGCCGAUAUCUUUGCGCUUUUCUCUAAUACGGUUUCCAACUUGAAACCUUUCUUCGAAUGAAAAACGAAUCGACAUGCGUGCGUGCGAACACUUUAAAUCAUUCACACACACGACGUAAUACGCAUAGAGAACAAUCCAGCGUUUUCGAAAAUCGCAAAAACGCAGCAGAUUGUUACAACUCAUAUUUUUAGUUCUUCUUGACUAGAUAAAUCAAUAGCAAUGACGGCUUGCUAAUUGCAUUAUGUACAACUUGCUGCAAAUGUAUCAGCGGCAACGGCUCAACUCUGAAAGCGUAAUCGGAAAUGCAUCUGCGAUGAAGCUUAAAGAAAAUUGUAAAAGGACGCAACCAAGAUCUAAUACGAUGUGUGCAUGUGUCGGUUAUUAUAAGCUUCCGAUAAAGCUGCGUGUGAACGGAUCAUCGCCCGUCGUAAAGACGCAAAGUAAUCAUAAUUAACUGCUGUAGAAACAAGUCAAUUAAAAAUCCCCAGAUCACCUACCCCUCCAUAUAAAUUAUUCCGACGUCUACGACCAUGCGAUACUCGAAUGAAUGCGACGUGUGCGAGCGCUCAGUAUAUUCAGAUUGUAAUUCACUUAUAACGCUUAAACAUUAAUGUUAAUUAGUCUAAUUGAGACGAGGCACUGCUCCAACGUCGGUAUCUCCCGGAUUGUUCGAGAGUGAUUGUUCACGAAGCAAGUAACAUCCAAUGUUCUCUUAACGAUAGAUGCGCGCUUCGAACGGUUCCAAUCCGAAUCCGGCUUAUCCGGAUUUAAUUAAAAACGUGGGAAAAUGUAGCAGGGACGCCAGGAAUACCGACGUCGCGGCAGCUCGGGGCGUUUAGAUAUUAAUUGACGAAGACAAGGGAGCUCUACUGCCAACGCAGUCGCGUAACUGGGUCCAACGUGGUGGUGGGUACAUGACAUGUAAAAUUUUACAUUUAGAGAGAAACCAACACCCGUAACGUAACUCGUUAACUUCUCGUCAAGCGCUAAUAUGCUACCGUGCAGGAACGGUGUGUUGUGGUAUAGUAGUUCUCUGGAAAUGACAAUGUAUAUUGCGACAGCUGUUCCGAAUGGACCCUGACGUGUCGAAUAAAACGCAACGCUAACACGCUUUAACAAAAGCGGAUGAGGCCCUGGCCGGUCUAAAAGCUGUCUACAGUGAUGGGCGUUAAAUCCUCCUUUUGAAAGUUUUCAAUCACAUGAUAUUGAGUUGCUUUGAAUAUUCGUGAUUGGAAAUUUUUGAAUAGUAAAUGUCCGCAAAUCUGCCCUUAAAAACAUUUGAACAUUUGAAACAUUUAGAUCCUUUAAAAAUAAGAUUGUUAUGUCUAUGAAAGUGUCAUGGAUUGAAAUAAUAAGGUAUUGCAAAACAAAGUAAUGCAUUCAAGAUAUUCAGGGAUCUUUUGGUUUUGAAUAAUGUUCGAAUUUUCGUUACAUAUUGUAAAUGAUUGAGCCCAUCGUCAUCCGUUUUAUGUGCGCAUAAACAGCUGUAUGCAAAGCGUCGUUAAAAGGUGUCUUAAAAAUCGCUACAUAGCAGAAAAUUAUAGAUUUUAACAAACGACACGUAGUAGAUGCGUUUCCCAGCGUUUUCUCGAGUCUCUCGCGUGCGUAGGUGCGGGCCUUCGGAUGAUACGCACGAAUUUACGUUUACUCAAAGGCAGGAUACUAUUAUUUCCAUUUGUACCAUAACGAAGUACGAUAACACGGUAAAAUGGCUUCCAGUCCUUCUAGUACUAUCCCUCUCGAAAAGUGCAAUAACUUCGAAGCGUCCCGUGGGUCCCGCGGAAUUUCUGUCGAGGGUUGGAAUCGCUCGGCGAACGGAUCGCGCGUGAUCCCUCGCCGCGCCAUGGCACUGGUUCAUAGCGAUCAUUGGGGAUGAAAAAUACCUGUAUAAAAUUUCUUUUUUUCUCGCGUUACAAGGUAACGCGGGGUCCCGAUACUCCCGCAAUGUUCCUCUGGACCCUUGUCAAAAGAAUCUACAACGAAUCUGUGUAAAUAACGAAAAACCUAAUAAAACUGGUAAUUGUAA
Temnothorax curvispinosus is the source of this 4013-nucleotide messenger RNA. RefSeq lists its product as uncharacterized. Lineage: Eukaryota; Metazoa; Arthropoda; Insecta; Hymenoptera; Formicidae. The record is from RefSeq and is a predicted model, not a curated record. Bases 103 to 882 code for a protein of 259 amino acids. The transcript has 5 exons.